ACUCCGCCCACACUUCACGUUAUUGAAGGAAGAAGAAUUUGCUGCAGUCCCUCGUAUUUUGCAUUUUGCAAGAAUCUUUCCCCGUGUUUAGAAAUAAAUUAAGUGUUGCUUAAUUGGACUAGCCUGCGUUGAGAGCCCCGACGGGAGGGAAUAUAUAGAGGUACCUUCCCUCAGCAUCAGUGGAACAUGGACAGCGAGGGCAGAAAGGUUGUCGUCUGUGACAAUGGCACAGGGUUUGUCAAGUGUGGCUUCGCUGGCUCCAACUUCCCUGAGCACAUCUUCCCUGCGUUGGUGGGUCGGCCCGUCAUUCGUUCAAACACCAAGGUCGGAAACAUCGAGAUUAAGGACUUGAUGGUGGGUGAUGAGGCCAGUGAGUGUCGCUCCAUGCUGGAGGUGUCCUACCCCAUGGACAACGGCAUCGUGCGCUCCUGGGAAGACAUGCUUCACCUGUGGGACUACACCUUCGGCCCUGGGCGCCUCAAUAUCAGCCCCCCAGACUGCAAGGUGCUGCUGACGGAACCGCCCAUGAACCCCACUAAGAACCGGGAGAAGAUUGCAGAGGUCAUGUUCGAGACCUACCAGUUCCACGGCAUCUAUGUAGCUAUCCAAGCCGUGCUCACACUCUAUGCCCAGGGGUUGCUAACGGGUGUGGUUGUGGAUUCGGGUGACGGUGUGACCCACAUCUGCCCCGUGUACGAGGGCUUCUCUCUCCCGCAUCUCACGCGCAGGCUGGACAUCGCAGGGCGUGACAUCACACGCUACCUCAUCAAGCUGCUGUUGCUGCGCGGCUAUGUCUUCAACCAGUCGGCGGACUUUGAGACGGUCCGCAUGAUGAAGGAGGAACUAUGCUACGUGGGAUACAACAUAGAACAGGAGCAGAGACUGGCCACAGAGACCACCGUGCUAGUGGAGUCAUACAUACUCCCUGACGGUCGUCAGGUGAUGGUGGGAGGGGAGCGGUUCGGGGCCCCUGAGGCCCUCUUCCAGCCCCACCUCAUCAACGUAGAGGGAGCCGGCGUGGCUGAGCUGCUGUUCAACACCAUCCAGGCUGCUGACAUAGAUCUCAGGUCUGACUUCUACAAGCACAUUGUGCUGUCUGGAGGCACCACCAUGUACCCCGGCCUUCCCUCCAGACUGGAGAGAGAGAUCAAACAGCUCUACCUGGAGAGGGUGCUGCAGGGGGACACUGAGAAGCUCUCUAAGUUUAAGAUCCGCAUUGAGGACCCUCCACGGCGUAAACACAUGGUGUUCAUGGGUGGCGCAGUGCUGGCUAACAUCAUGAAGGACAAGGAGUCCUUCUGGCUAAGCCGGGCUGAGUACCUGGAGAAAGGCCUAAGGGUUCUGGACAAACUGGGAGGAGGCGUGAGAUAAAGGUGAAAUAGGGGUUAGGUAGGGUCUCACACAGACGAGGUCUGGGGGUGCCAGACAAACUGGGGCGCGGCAAUAGAUAGAAGUGCUCGGUCGUAUUGACUUGGAACAAAUGGAAGAAAACGCUGUGCUCUAAUGAACACGACACUGGAUAAAAUGGUGGCCGGGGUCAGCUAGACUUAAUACAAAAUAAAGAGUAUAUGAUACUGUGUUAAAAACUGUGAUUCUGUAAUAGAGAAAUGAUCAUGCUUUCCUGGAUGCAUAGGGGCCAGCCAUUAGCUCUGAUUAGAAAUCUCUGUUAUAAGAAGCAUGACAUAGAAUAGCAUUCUCCUCUUCGUAAUGAUAAACUUUCCAAGAUGUUUCCCUUGUCAAAUUGACAUAUUGUAUUGCAUACAGUACAACAAUUACACAAUAUAAUUGUACAAUUGUAAUGUUUCACAUUUUUACCAUUUUAAUUCUCACUGUGUCAAAUUGAACCCUUUUGAUGAGGUUCGUUAUGUUGUUUCAAAUACAUAUGAAAAUAAAUACAACUGACUUUAAUCUAAAUGCCAAAUGGAAUAAAGUGAAUGUUAUGGUCUUUGACUGAAUAGCC
Oncorhynchus mykiss (rainbow trout) is the source of this 1960-nucleotide messenger RNA. RefSeq names its product actin-related protein 2. The record is from RefSeq and is a predicted model, not a curated record. Lineage: Eukaryota; Metazoa; Chordata; Actinopteri; Salmoniformes; Salmonidae.